Molecule: messenger RNA, 4956 nt
Organism: Moesziomyces antarcticus
Lineage: Eukaryota; Fungi; Basidiomycota; Ustilaginomycetes; Ustilaginales; Ustilaginaceae
Exons: 1
Coding region: 1-4956 (1651 amino acids)
Source: RefSeq, a predicted model, not a curated record
AUGACCGUGUCAUACGUACGCUCUCCAAGCUUCUCCGCAAACAGCACAUUCACCGAUUUCCACCACGCAUCACCCCCGCAAUCCCCCAUCGCAUCUUGCGCCUCCUCGGCGGUCUCUGCUUCUCCGGUCCUAGGUCGAGGCUCGCCUAACCCCAUCCCGGCUCCGGCUCUGGCCCCGGCUGCCCCGGCCUCGGACUCGGUGCCGCGCCCUACCGCACAUCUCUCUUCUUCCACCUCUUCGCCCGCUGCUCUCAGCCUCGGUGUCGACGCAGCCAGCAUCGUUAUCCCCAACGAUCGCAUGGAAGCUGGUCUCAGCCUGCGAAGAAGCCCUUUACUCCUUGGAAGCGACUUUCCAGCCGAACCACGCGCCGCCGAAGCCGACGCUUCCUCCAACGGUGAAAGCUACGAGUCUGCCUUGACGGGCGACAUCGAUCUUCACGACCGCUUCGUCCUUCGACGCCCCUACGUCGACCGCGCCUUUCCGCAUUCCAAACGCCGCAGCCAGCUCAUCCUCGAGCAAAAGUUCAACCAGCACCGUUCCGCUGCUGCGUCUCUCUCGAGCGCCAACGAAGACGACUGGAACCCCACCUCGUCCUGGACCGCCUCGUCUCGCUCGCCUGCAUCGCGUCGUCCCGGAACCGCGCCUCACCGCCCUCCGCUUUCGCCUCGCACUCCGGACUCGGCUCCCGCCUCCGUUCUCCUCGACUUCUCCGGCGCAAAAUCGCCGAUUGCCGCAGGAGGGCUACGAGAGCUUACGAUCGGUGCGGCAGCUCAACCCGCUUCUAAGCGUGCCUCCUGGACCCGGCUCGCACGCGAAUCCGAGGCCCGUAGCGACUCGCACCACUCGCCCAACGUGAGCCUCCUCGAAGCAGCUGCUCCCAUCCAGCCCUCUACGGCCACUUCGCGUCGCCACAGCAGUUUCUUAACUGGCGACUAUCGCACGGCCACCUUGAUGCCCAUCUUUGCCAACAAAAGCUUCGAGAUCCCUUCGCCCCGCGCAGACAAACGCACAAGCGAGACCGUACAGCAGCUGCCCACUUCUCCAGACGCGGACCCAGCCCAGUCUUCCAACCUCGCAUCGCUCUCACCGUCCAAACGCGACUCGAUGCUGUCCACCGACUCGUCCGCCACGUCCUCGUCCAAGGGCGAGGCACGCUCAUCGACUGACAAUGUCGAAUUUGAAGGCGACGACGCACAAAACCAGGCUCAGAGCUCCGCCUCUUCCGGCUACGGAGACGACGAGACCGUCGCUCGCAAAACGCCUCUCGGAAAGACCGAAGCCAGCAAGGAAGCGGCAACUUCCGUCGCCGAAGUCUUUACGACACCGCGAACCAGCGCCGAACACGAGACGGUCACAGAGGCCGCUCAAGCAACUGCACAAACCGACAAGCUCGAGACCGUCGAUUCUCUGAACUCGGCCGGAACAUCCGAUGCAUCGCAGUCUGUAGAGUCGAGCGAGGCCACUGCUUCAGACAACACGGCUGAGCUCGUGCCAGCGCCGGCCAUCGUGCCAUCCACCCUCGACCCGCUGCAGACCGCAGUCGUGCCACCCACUCCGCCAGAGCCCAAGUGGAUCCCGCCAAACGGCGAGUCGGUCUCGCCGACCAGCAGUCCGUCCAAGACUUUUCGCAGCCUUGACGCUGUCGGCGAUUCUCCGCGCAGCCGCCGCAACCGCUCGCAGGCCUCGAUCGAGAGAAGGCCAAGUGAUACCCCGACCAGCCCGUUUGCGACGCUCUCGAUCCCCAACAGCAAGUCAAAUGGAAGCAUUGUGGGUGCUGGCAGGCGCGGCAGCUCUGCGUCCGUAGCUUCUGUAGCCAGUUCUACCUCGACAUACCGCAUCCGUCGAAAGCCCGUCCCGUCGGAUGGCGGCGGCGAUGCCGAUUCGGAUGUCCUGGCAGUGUCGCCUCAGCCAAGUCCCGCCCCGCAGGAAGCUCCUCUGCCCAGCACCGAGGAGGAAGAGGGAACGCAUAUGAUUCAGCAUGCACGCACUCCUAGCGGCGCGGACUUCAUGCGCAAGGCACAGGAAGCCGCACAGGCCCACAUGCUCGCAAAGAAGGCUGGCGGCUCCGCACCCGAUCGUCGGCCUGCAAAGAGCAGCAAACGGCCCAGUACCGCUCUCGCCGCCACCGGCGUAUCCCUCAAGCCCGGACUUGGCCUCGGCAAGCAGCCCUUCGCCAGCGCAUCGGUUCGAGACCUCAAGGAAGCCAAUGGCAGCCUGCCUGCAUCUUCUUCCGGCUCCGGCCCUAGCGGACCUGGGGCAAGUGCCUCUCGCCCGGCAUCGAGGGCUACGAUCAAGCGGCCCACGACCGCACCCGUCGGAUCUACUGGUCAGUUCCGCGUUGCGAGCGAUGCGACGUCCAAGUCGGUCCUCGAGGUGGAAGGUCUGCAGUUUGUGCUGGGCAAGGACGAUGCUACAAAGGCCAAGCCCGUGCUCGAGGGCUCGCCGUCCAUUCCCAAUGCAGUUCGCUUCCUGCAGCACCAGCGCAACGGCAGCACCGGCGCCGAUGCAGCGAGCGUUGGUCACAACUCGCUCAGGGAUUCGCGACGCAAGUCGGCCAGCACCCACGAUUCGCACCACUCUGACGCGGUCAGCGCCAAGCCCGGCGGUCUCAAAGCGACGUCUGCGGCAGUCGCGGCCGGCGCCAAGCCAAACGCGUCUGCAGGCGGAUGGGGCUUGGACGAGGAGGUCAAGAUUGCCGAUCGAGUCCAAGGAUCCACGCAGGCCGCGCCGAGCCCGAAACCGAGGCCCGUCUCGAUGGACAAGGGCAAGAGGUCGCUCGACUUUUCGGCCAAGUCGAACCUCAAGAACAGUAUGCUCAUGAACAUUAUCAACGAGGACGAGUCGGACGAGGUCAAGGCAGCGGCGCGCGAGGCAGGCAUCCCGGAGGGAUCGUACGCCAUCCAUCCACCGUCGAUGCUGCAGCUGUUCGAAGCGUCCCAGUGCCUGGUGUACGACCAGACGGGCAAGGAGGUCAUCUUCGGCGAUCUGUUCAAGAGGCGACGAACGCUGGUGUGCUUCCUGCGACACUGGUGGUGCGGCUUCUGCCAGCAGUUUGCCAUGUCGAUCCGACACAUCGACCCCUUGCCGCUCAAGAAGGCCAACAUGGAUUUUAUCAUUGUGGGUCAAGGAGACUGGUCCGUGAUCAAGGCGUACCGCGAGGUGAUGCAGGUGCCCUAUCCGAUGUUUGCGGAUCCCAAGCGCAACGUCUAUCGCGCGCUCGGCAUGACGCUGCGCACCAACGAUGCCAACCCGGUGUGUGCCCGCCCGGACUAUGCAAGCAUGGGCAUGACCAAGGGCAUUUUGGUCGCCAUCAAGAAGGGCCUCUUUGACAUGCCCAUCCGCAACCCAGGCGACAUGAAGCUGCUCGGCGGAGACUUUAUUCUGGGACCGGGCCUGCAAUGCUCGUUUACGCACCGCAUGACCACGGCCGACGGACACAUGGACCUGCCAAGAAUCCUUGCGCAGGCUGGAUGUGACUUGUCGCUCAAGACGCCCAAGCCGCUGUACACGGUCGACGAGAAGGAGGCGCGUGCGGCCAUGUUGGCCGGAGGCAACCAGAACCGCCGCCAGACGCGCUCGCUCGGUCGAUCGCGCGGCAAAAAGUCGAGCAAGUCAGAUGCCGCCGGUCUUGAUGGCAGCUUUGGCACGACGAGCGGUGCCGGUGCUGCAGCCGCUGCUUCGACGGGGUCUGGAACGGGCAGCUCGCGAUUCGCUCGGCCCAGCAUCUGGGGCCGCUUCCCCGGUCGAUUCAGCAAGUCGCAGGCGUCGCUGCCGAUGUCCGAGUCGAUGGCGGAUCUGAGCUCGGACUUUGGACCUGCAAGAGGGCUGAGCGCUGGGCCGCGAUCGGCCUCGGCGAUGCGCAAGAUCUCGUACGACGGCCGCGUGCGCGACUCGUUUGAGACGCAGCAGACCGACAUUGAGUUCGAGUCGCGCGCCACCUCGAUCGACACGCGCCGACGCCCGAGCGAUGCCUCGAUGCCGUCGGGCACGUUUGGGCUGAACAAGGCGCAGUCCAUGUCGGAGCUGCGCAAGAGGUUCGAGCUGGGUGGACUGCGAAGCAAGUCGCGACAGGAGCCGUCGAAAGCCAAGGCGUCGCUCGAGAGCCACCUGACGGUGCCGCGCGGAGGGGCGAAUAGCCUGCAGCACAGCGUGUCGACCAAGUCGCUUCGAAAGGAGGAAGGCAGCGGUGCUGUGACGCCCAGCGGAGCGGUGACGCCCACUCCUCCGCAGCCACCGCCGAAAGACACGCCGACGACGCCGAAGGAAUCCACACGGGGACCCAAGCAGCUCUCUGUCUUCCAGAACAAGGUCAUCGCCAAGGCGGACGACGCGGCUGCCCCGGCCAUGACUGGGCUGGGUAUCGCCACCGUCGGCGAUGCGACGCCUGCAGUGGGCGAGGAUGGCGUUAUGGAGAAUGGAGCCGCGACGCCAAAAGACGGAACGCCGCUUGCCAGGUCGAUUGCGGAGCUGUCGGCACCGGGCAGCUUCCUGAUGGAUCUGGACGUGUACGACUCUCUGUCUCGACAGCCAUCGCAGAAGUUCUACGGCAAGCCCAAGGCGAAUGGCAAUGGUCGGCUGGAGGCGGGCAGUGCCGACAGCGGGCUGUCGCCGAGUCAGUUCAGCGACGGCGGAUUCGGCCAAGAGGCGGCGGAUGCGGACAGCGAUACGGAGCCGUCGAUGUCGGCGAAUGCGUCGCCUGUGCGCACGCAAAAGACGACGCCGAGCAGCAGCAACGGCAGUCUUGGCCAGAGUGCCAGCUCGAGCUUCUUCAGCUUCGGCACGUUCCGUGGCAAGACCAACCUGGAGCACCUGCCCGAAGAGGCGGACGAGGACGAGAGCGAUGCAUCGCGCCGCAGUCGCGACGAGGAGUCUCACGACGACGAGGAUGACGACGACGAGGAGGAGGAUAAUGAUGAGCCGAUCCAGUUUGAGGAUGGCCGUUCGGGACUGUUCUAG